UUCAAACUACAAACCCGCCAAGGCUCCAAAACCUAGCCCAAAACUGUACUUUGGCGGGUUUGUACUUUGGAAACCCCUUAGGGCUUUAAAUUAGUAGCUCAAUCUGGUGGAAAAACACACCAAUCUGGCAACCCUGGGUUCCACAGAAGUGGUGCUUGUACCUAAGCAAUAAAGGCAGGCAAGUAUGCAGCAGGAGGGGCUGGGCGGGGAAGCUACUGUGCGUGCCUAAGGACAUAACAGAGAAAGGGGUGGGGUUACAGGAAUGGAAUGAACAAUUUGCCUCAGGGACUUUCAGGGACUACAGGUCCCAAACGCACAUACGGGGAAGGUAUCAUUCCAGCUGGGGGCUGCUGUAUACAGGAACUGCCCUACACCGCUCAUGUAGCUGUGUUUAUAUAUCGGAACUGGAGCAGACAAAUCCUUCCCUAUGGACUUAAAGCGACUCAUGUGGGAGAUCUGCGUAUGUGUGUGGUGCUGAACAGUUACUUUCAGUCUGCGCUGGGAGUUCGGAAUACACCCCCCCCCAAGUAACAGGUGCACCCCUGAGUUUUAGAUUGGAAUACGCCGCAUAAGGAACAGACGGAACAGACUUGUGUUGCUAUUUCAUCUCAGGACCAUUAUUUGGAGCAGGGGAAGCUCUUUGUGGCUGCUGAUACUUUGUACAGGUGCGACCCAUAGUCAGAGCCGCCGGGUGGUAUCGCCUGCGACCCCAUGGGCUCCUCGCAGGAAUUAACGCGACUUCAGAGCUUGUUCUCAGCGUGCGAUGUGAGGGGCUCCGGGCUGGUGGAGCUGGAUGACUUCGCCUCGGUGUGCACUGAUCUGGGGGUGGAACCCAGCCUGGUGGAGCCGCUCUUUCGGAUGCUGGAUGUGGAUGGGGACGGAAUCAUUGAUUUCCAAGACUUCGCAGCGGGAUUCGAGGAGGUCUCCCAAACUCUCAACCUGCAGCCUUCCCAUCAGCCCCCCGCCUGGGAGGAGUUUGAGGGCAGGUUGAGGGGAGAGCUGCAGCACCUGAGCAGUUCUACAAAAGAGUGGUUGUAUGGCUUUUACCAAGAUCUGCAGGGGAUAUCUGUUCCGGGACUCAUUCAGCAGUAUGAGAGACUGGUUGAGAAUGUGUUCUAUGAUUUUCGGGCUCAAAGGCUCAACAUUGAGAAGUUGGAAUCUGUACUUAAAAGGACUGAAGGGGCAACAGCCAAGCAGAUUGCAGAAAUGGAGGAAGAUUUACAGCAUCACCUUACCAAGAUGGAGAGACAGAUACAAGAUGAGGAGUUGCUGCGGCUGAACACUGCUAUCCAGGAACUACAAAGAAAGCAUGAGAUGGAAACCCUCAGCCUGCAGACAAAGAUUGAUCGCAUGACAAAGCACAAGGAUGAACGGCUGGCAAUGGAAUCCAAGGAGGAAAGUGCUAAGCUGAAAAACCAGAUCUUUGACCUUUCACAGGAGAACGAGGAGCUGAAGAUGAACCUGCUUAGAGCACAAACGGACAUCUCUCUGCUGCAGACAGAAGUGGACAGACUGAAGGACUACAUGGCUGAUCAGCAGUCGCACCAUAACAGAGAGAAGGACCUGCUGAAUAGUAUGGUAGAGGAACGAAGAACAUUUGCAAACCAAAUUCAGAUACUAAAUGAAGCCAACAAAUCUCUGUAUGACAAUAAUGACAGCAUGCGCUCUACUCUCACCAAUAUGGAAAAUGAAAGGAAACGGCAUUCUUCCCCCAGUCGACUCAGCGAACCCUCUGUGAUCACCUACAGUAGUUUUACAGCAGAUGAAGAUCCCUACAGGAAAUUCUCUGAUGUAGCCACUUGGGCUGACAGAUGUAUAGACAGUGGGGUAUCCCUGCCACGCAGUGUGGGCUACAGUGAUGUGGACAGUGAAUUUGGAAGUGAGCAUAGCAAUAGCUCAGAGGAACGCUGGAAUGGAAGCAUCCAUUAUGGAAACUCAGAAAUUGAGUCAGAAGUAGAUGGAAAACUAAAAUGGAGCCCGUCUCGCCCUUUAAGCCGUGCUGAGUCUUCAGCUUCAUCUAAGAGAAAGCUUCCUGCCUUUACACCCAGAAAACAGGGGGUGCCAUCAGAAGAGGUUUCCCAGGCGUCCAGCCCAAUAUACAGACUUGUGCUUGCUGGUGAUGCUGGUUCUGGGAAAUCCAGUUUCCUUCUCAGACUGUGCCUGAACGAGUUCCGGGGAGACAUUCCAACAACAUUAGGUGUUGAUUUCCAGAUAAAGAAGCUCCUGGUUGAUGGAGAUCACACAACAUUACAGAUCUGGGACACAGCUGGCCAGGAGAGGUUCCGCAGUAUAGCCAAGUCCUAUUUCCGCAAGGCUCACGGCGUUCUGCUGAUGUAUGAUGUUACCUCUGAGAGGAGCUUCCUUAAUGUGCGACAGUGGAUAGACGAGAUCAAGAACUCUUCUGACAAACCCAUUCCUAUGAUGCUCAUUGGCAACAAAACAGACAUAAGGACGGAAUUGGAUGGCAUUCAGACUUCAAUGGGGGAAAAGUUGGCCAUGGCUUAUAGCUCCCUCUUCUGUGAGACCAGUGCAAAAGAUGGCACCAAUGUCGUAGAAGCUGUUCUGCACCUUGCUAGAGAAGUGAAGAAAUGUACAGACUUGGAAGGAGAAAACAAGGAGCCGGUGACGUUGCUCAGCAUUCAGGACAAGAAGGCCAAUUGCUGCAAGAUAUAACUUUGUCCAUAAACUGAAUCACAUUGGCCAGAAAUCAAGCUUUUAAUAUGAAGGAUUGCUAUACGUCUGAACCAGAUUUCACUGUAAAGAUUGCACUUUUGAGAAAAGCACAUGCAAAUUGAAGAUUGGCACUGACAGCCUUGGGCUAAACCAAGAAAAAUGGCUGCACGGGAGCACAAAGCCAUUAGGCCUCUUACGAUUAGAUCAUUCUCUUCACUGCCGGCAAUUACACACAAACUCCACAGAACUUGAAUAUUUUAAGAAGCUAGCAAAGAUCAUUUCGAAUGAUAUAAAUUUUCCAUGUAAAUAUUUUCAUUUUAGUACUUAAGGUUUUGCCACGCCAGAACAAACUCAUCGGAGCAUAGCAAAACAGUCAGCACUCCUCACGCCUCUAUGAGGCAUUUAAUGUACCUACUGCUAUAUAAGUAUUUACUGGGGGUUACACGCCCCACCUUGAAUGUAUUUCUGUGAAUUUUAAUGGACUGUCUAAAAAGGGAGAAAAAAGACUGCAAAAGAAAUUGUACAAUGCAGCUUUACUGCAUUACAUUGGAUUUUUUAAACUAUUAAUAAAUAUUUUAUUUGUUUAAAAAUA
Xenopus tropicalis (tropical clawed frog) is the source of this 3265-nucleotide messenger RNA. RefSeq names its product RAS and EF-hand domain containing 2 (gene rasef2). The transcript has 17 exons. Bases 712 to 2673 code for a protein of 653 amino acids. Gene Ontology annotation, molecular function: GTPase activity; calcium ion binding; GTP binding. NCBI's taxonomy places the organism in Eukaryota, Metazoa, Chordata, Amphibia, Anura, Pipidae. The record is from RefSeq and is a predicted model, not a curated record. Gene Ontology annotation, cellular component: cytoplasm.